Messenger RNA from Aspergillus pseudotamarii, 984 nucleotides. RefSeq names its product serine/threonine protein kinase. Gene Ontology annotation, biological process: protein phosphorylation. The coding region runs from base 1 to 984 and encodes 327 amino acids. The record is from RefSeq and is a predicted model, not a curated record. NCBI's taxonomy places the organism in Eukaryota, Fungi, Ascomycota, Eurotiomycetes, Eurotiales, Aspergillaceae. Gene Ontology annotation, molecular function: ATP binding; cyclin-dependent protein serine/threonine kinase activity. The transcript is spliced from 4 exons. Gene Ontology annotation, cellular component: nucleus.
AUGUCAACUCCCCUCCGAGCCUUCUCACGAGGGUUGGAGCUCACUGGCAAGAGCAAACAAAAAUACACUCUAUUAGAACCACUACUCCAACGCAAAGACAAACCCUGCAAUGUCUGGAGCGCAGCACGAGAAAACGACCCCACAGAUCAGUUCAUUAUCAAACAGCCGGAUAGCGACGAUGGUCCCGAAUGGCCUUAUUUCACUAAAGAGAUGGAAAUGCAAGAGCUUUUCCGGAGAUCACACUAUAUUCGGCGCAUAGUCGAUGUAAUCCCAUCAUCGUUAGAUCCUGAACCUCCAUGUAUGGUCCUGGAGGCUUUUGAGGAGUCUCUUUGGAGCGCACGAUUGAGACGUCCUUUUUCAUUGGGAGAGAUUCGAUCCGUUAUGAGGUCUGUUGCUAUUGGGUUGGGAAUUAUUCAUUGUAAAAAUCUUGUUCAUACUGACCUGAAAAUGGAGAAUAUCCUUGUCACUGGGUUUGAUAACGACACGCCCGGCGAUGGUGAGAUUCUCGUGACGAAGAUUGCUGAUCUAGGAAUGGUUCGACCGCCGUCCCAAGGUCCCAUUACCUCUAUCACAUAUCGGAGCCCAGAAGUGUACUUCAACAAGCCUUGGACAACAGCAACAGAUAUAUGGUCUUGGGGCAUCGUGUAUCUUCACCUACUCCAGGCUCACGCUGACUUUAACAGCCCAGGCAUGUUCGACUCCUUGAAGGUCGAAGGCUCUUUGGCUGACACGGAAGAUGCCUUCCGAGCAGCCAUGGCUCUUGAGUUUGGACUUCAUUCGGUUGAGUAUUACACCUCAGAUUCUGUUAGUCGGGAGCUAUUGCCGCCUAAGGAUGAAACAAGGACUGAGCUGGACCACUGGAUGACCAAGUUGUCGGAUCUUAGUAUACCUAAGAAGGAUAUUGAGGCUGUAAAUGCGGCGCUCAAUCCAGUCCCUGGCUUACGGCCGACUGCUAUGGACCUUCUUGAAUUCGGCUACAUAUAG